Gryllus bimaculatus (two-spotted cricket) is the source of this 495-nucleotide messenger RNA. The record is from the annotation of a GenBank genome assembly. Lineage: Eukaryota; Metazoa; Arthropoda; Insecta; Orthoptera; Gryllidae.
AUGUGCGCGCUGCUGCUGGCGUCGUCGCCAGCGGCACCGCCCGGCGCGGGGGCGGCAGCUGCCCCGUGCGUGGGCGCGGCGCCGCCGGCCGAGUGCGCGCACUUCCUGGCGCGGCGCUGCGAGGCGCGCGUGCACCUGCACAACGAGCUGUUCCUGCUCGACCCGCGCCAGCUGCCCGACGGCGUGCUGGUGGAGGGGCUGGGCGCCGACGAGCUCUCCGCCCUCUACGCGCGCCCGCUCUUGAGGCCCGGCGCCGCGGAAGACGGAGCGGCGGGCGGAGGCGGCGGGGACGGAGGUGGAGGCCGGGCAGCUAGGCGCGCGCCCAUGAGGGACCCGCGCUUUCACGCCGCCAAGGAACUGCAAGAGAUGACAAAACAGCCGAGGGAGCGCGAUGGAUUCUACAACUUGGUACGUCCACACCGGAUGUUGAUGAUUUACUUCGCCAUUGGAUGUCCAAUUUGGAGGCGUCGGAGGGCGGCGGCGCGGCGGGGCCGG